Molecule: messenger RNA, 5846 nt
Organism: Chinchilla lanigera (long-tailed chinchilla)
Lineage: Eukaryota; Metazoa; Chordata; Mammalia; Rodentia; Chinchillidae
Gene: Abcb11
Product: ATP-binding cassette, sub-family B (MDR/TAP), member 11
Exons: 29
Coding region: 255-4220 (1321 amino acids)
Biological process (GO): transmembrane transport
Cellular component (GO): membrane
Molecular function (GO): ABC-type transporter activity; ATP hydrolysis activity; ATP binding
Source: RefSeq, a predicted model, not a curated record
AAUGCUUUAUUGUGAUGAAAACUGAAGUUAGAAAAGAUUGCAGAGCUCGCUGACUUUCCAUGGUGGAGUCACUGUGUCUUCCGGCUCCCUCCAGCUCUCGUUCACAGGUCUGAAGUCCCAGUGUUAAGUAUCAUGUGGCCCCAAGGAAUCAACCAGCUGUGUCUUCCUUCACCUUCCCAGACUCACUGACACCUCUCAGUCCUCGGUCCUGCUUUUCCAUCUCACAGGGUUGUUGACUGCAGAUUGCAAUUACCAUGUCUGACUCAGUAAUUCUUCGCAGUGUGAAGAAAUUUGGAGAGGAGAAUUAUGCUUUUGAGUCAGACAGAUCACAUAACAAUGAUAAGAAACCAAGAUUACAAGAUAAGAAGAAAAGUGAUGGCAUACAAGUUGGCUUCUUUCAACUGUUUCGAUUUUCUUCAUCAACUGACAUUUGGCUGAUGUUUGUUGGAAGUUUGUGUGCAGUGCUCCAUGGAUUGGCCCAGCCAGGAAUGAUUCUUGUUUUUGGUUUAAUGACUGAUGCUUUUAUUGAGUAUGACAUUGAAAUACAAGAACUCAUGAUUCCAGGAAAAGCAUGUGUGAAUAACACCAUAGUGUGGAUCAACAGCUCCCUCAACCAGAAUGUGACAAAUGGAACACGUUGUGGGUUGCUGGACAUUGAGAGUGAAAUGGUCAUGUUUGCUGCAAUCUAUGCUGGAACUGGCAUCGCAGUACUUAUUUUGGGAUAUAUUCAGAUAUGCUUUUGGGUGAUUUCUGGAGCUCACCAGGUAAAAAAAAUGAGAAAAACUUACUUUGGAAGAAUUAUGAGAAUGGAAAUUGGAUGGUUUGACUGCAAUUCUGUGGGGGAGCUGAAUACAAGAUUCUCUGAUGAUAUUAAUAAGAUCAAUGAAGCCAUUGCUGACCAACUGGCCAUUUUCAUUCAGCGCAUGACCUCGGCCAUCUGUGGGUUUCUGUUGGGAUUCUUCAGGGGCUGGAAACUGACCUUGGUUAUUAUUUCUGUCAGCCCUCUCAUUGGGGCGGGAGCAGCUGUCAUUGGUCUGAGUGUGGCCAAGUUCACAGACCUUGAGUUGAAGGCCUAUGCCAAAGCAGGGUGUGUGGCCGAUGAGGUCAUUUCAUCUAUGCGGACAGUGGCUGCUUUUGGUGGUGAGAAAAAAGAGGUCAAAAGGUAUGAAAACAAUCUUGUGUUUGCCCAGCGCUGGGGAAUUAGAAAAGGGAUGGUGAUGGGGUUCUUUACUGGAUACAUGUGGUGUCUCAUCUUCCUUUCCUAUGCGCUGGCCUUCUGGUACGGCUCCAAACUCGUCCUGGAGGAGGAAGAAUAUACUGCAGGAACCCUUGUCCAGAUCUUCCUCAGUGUCUUAGUAGGAGCUUUAAAUCUUGGGAAUGCAUCUUCUUGUUUGGAAUCCUUUGCCACUGGGCGUGCAGCAGCUGCCAGCAUUUUUGAGACAGUAGACAGGAAACCUAUCAUUGACUGCAUGUCCGAAGAUGGUUAUAAGCUUGAUCGAGUCAAGGGGGAAAUUGAAUUCCACAAUGUGACCUUCCACUAUCCUUCCAGACCAGAGGUGAAGAUUUUAAAUAACCUCAGCAUGGUCAUUAAACCUGGGGAACUGACGGCUCUGGUAGGAUCAAGUGGAGCUGGGAAAAGCACAGCACUACAGCUCAUUCAGAGAUUCUACGACCCCUGUGAAGGCAUGGUGACUCUGGAUGGCCAUGACAUUCGCUCUCUUAACAUCCAAUGGCUGAGAGAUCAGAUUGGGAUUGUGGAGCAAGAACCGGCUCUGUUCUCCACCACGAUUGCAGAGAAUAUCCGUUACGGCAGAAAAGAUGCAACAAUGGAAGAUAUCAUCCAAGCUGCCAAGGAGGCCAAUGCCUACAACUUUAUCAUGGACUUGCCAGAGCAAUUUGACACUCCUGUUGGAGAAGGAGGAGGCCAGAUGAGUGGUGGCCAGAAACAAAGGAUCGCCAUCGCCAGAGCCCUUGUCCGAAACCCCAAGAUCCUCCUUUUGGACAUGGCCACCUCAGCACUGGACAAUGAGAGUGAAGCCAUGGUCCAAGAAGCACUGAGUAAGAUUCAGCAUGGGCACACAGUCAUCUCAAUCGCCCACCGCCUGUCCACGGUCCAAGCAGCGGAUGUUAUCGUUGGUUUUGAACACGGCACAGCAGUAGAAAGAGGCACCCAUGAAGAACUGUUGGAAAGGAAAGGGGUCUACUUCACCCUAGUGACUUUGCAAAGUCAUGGAGAUCAAGCCCUUACUGAAAAUCCUGUAAAGGAAAAAGAUGCAACUGAAAAUGACAUACCCAGGACCUUCAGCAGAGGGAGCUAUCAGGACAGUUUACGAGCUUCCAUCCGGCAACGCUCCAGGUCUCAGCUUUCCCACCUGGCUCAUGAACCACCAUUAGCCAUUGUAGAUCAUAAGUCUGCUUAUGAAGAUGGAAAGAACAAGGACAUUCCAGUGGAAGAAAAAGUUGAGCCUGCCCCAGUGAGAAGGAUUCUGAAGUUCAAUGCUUCAGAAUGGCCCUACAUGGUGGUAGGAGCCGUGGGUGCAGCCGUCAAUGGGGCAGUCACGCCCCUAUAUGCCUUCUUAUUCAGCCAGAUUCUCGGGACUUUUUCACUUCCUGAUAAAGAGGAGCAGAGGGCACAGAUUGAUGGUGUGUGCCUACUUUUUGUAACAAUGGGCUGUGUGUCUUUUUUCACCCAAUUUUUGCAGGGAUAUACUUUUGCUAAAUCUGGAGAACUCCUCACAAAAAGGCUGCGUAAAUUUGGUUUCAAGGCAAUGCUAGGGCAAGACAUUGGUUGGUUUGAUGACCUCAGAAAUAGCCCCGGGGCGCUGGCCACAAGGCUUGCUACGGAUGCUUCCCAAGUUCAAGGGGCUGCUGGUUCUCAAAUCGGGAUGAUGGUCAAUUCCUUCACCAACGUCUUGGUGGCCAUGAUCAUCGCCUUCCUCUUUAGCUGGAAGCUCAGCCUGGUCGUAGUGUGCUUCUUCCCCUUCUUGGCUUUAUCAGGAGCCCUACAGACCAAAAUGUUGACAGGAUUUGCUGCUCAAGACAAAAAGGCUCUGGAGAAAGCAGGGCAGAUUACCAAUGAGACCCUCAGUAACAUUCGUACUGUUUCUGGGAUUGGAAUGCAGAAGCUCUUUAUUGAAGAAUUUGAUGCUGAGCUGGAGAAGUCAUUCAAAACAGCCAUUAAAAAAGCAAAUGUCUAUGGAAUCUGCUUUGGCUUUUCCCAAGGCAUACCAUUUAUUGCAAAUUGUGUUUCCUACAGAUAUGGAGGCUACUUAAUUCCCAAUGAGGGGCUCCAUUACAGCUAUGUGUUCAGGGUGAUCUCUGCAGUUGUGCUGAGUGCAACAGCAGUUGGGAGAGCCUUCUCUUACACCCCAAGUUAUGCCAAAGCUAAAGUGUCAGCUGCACGCUUUUUUCAACUGCUGGACCGAAGACCUCCAAUCAGUGUAUACAGUAAUGAGGGUGAAAAAUGGGACAAUUUCCAGGGGAAGAUUGACUUUGUUGACUGUAAAUUUACAUAUCCUUCUCGACCUGAUAUGCGAGUUCUGAAUGGUCUCUCAGUGUCGGUUAAUCCAGGACAGACAGUGGCGUUUGUUGGGAGCAGUGGGUGUGGCAAAAGCACCAGUAUUCAGCUGCUGGAACGGUUCUAUGAUCCCGAUGAAGGGAAAGUGAUGAUAGACGGACACGACACCAAAAAAGUGAACGUCACAUUUCUCCGCUCGAACAUUGGGAUUGUUUCCCAGGAGCCGGUGUUGUUUGCCUGUAGCAUAAAGGACAACAUCAAAUAUGGGGACAACACCAGAGAUAUUCCCAUGGAAAGAGUCAUAGCAGCUGCAAAGCAGGCUCAAUUGCAUGACUUUGUUAUGUCACUCCCGGAGAAAUAUGAAACUAACGUCGGGACCCAGGGGUCUCAACUCUCUCGGGGGGAAAAACAGCGCAUUGCUAUUGCUCGUGCCAUUGUACGAGAUCCUAAAAUCUUGCUACUAGAUGAAGCUACUUCUGCCCUAGACACAGAAAGUGAAAAGACAGUGCAGGUUGCUCUAGACAAAGCCAGAGAAGGUCGGACCUGCAUUGUCAUUGCCCAUCGCCUGUCCACCAUCCAGAGCUCAGACAUCAUUGUUGUUAUAUCCCAAGGAGUAGUCAUUGAAAAAGGAAGUCACGAAGAACUGAUGGCCCAGAAGGGGGCCUACUACAAGCUGGUCACUACUGGAGCCCCCAUCAGUUGACUUCACGCAAGAACUCUAUGUACCAAUGAUGCUCAGAGUACAGGUGUGCUGCAGGUUGUUGCAUCUUUACAGGGCAGUGUUAAUAUCCUAUGUUUGUAGACAUGGUCACACACUGGGAUCCAAGCUAAUUUCUAAUGACCUUCAAUAAUAAUUAAGUUUGAGAUGUCCAUAUAGAAAAUGAAAGAAACCAGGGUCCUUAUGAGUAAGAAUCCAAAGCGAGAGAAGCCCGUGAGCAUCUCAUUUUGUACCAUAGACCCCGAGAAAGGCUCAGGAUGUAAAGUCCUUGGUCUUUCUGGAAGUGGGGAGAGAGGGACACAUGGGGCUGAAGAUAGAAGAAUGGGCUGAAAACCUGUGAAGAAGCAGAGACAUAGAGCCCCUGCCACAGGCUGGCUGGUUUAGCCCAGUGCUGGCAGAACCGUUAGCGGCUCUCUCUCCAGGGGAGCUCACAAGUAGGCUUGCACAUGAGGACACAGACUGCAGUUAAAGUGGUGGUUGACAGAGGAGACAGGAUUGAGUGUAAGGAAAUAUGUGAACAGAAAAUCUUCCAGCCAUCUUCCUCUGGCAGGAGACUGGAAAAUGAAUGGUCAAUACAGGAAAAGAUAUCUACGGUCUCAAUGCUAAAAAUCUUUCCAAAAACAUCCCUAGCCAGAUAGAUUAUUCUACUGUGAAGCACACUGGCUAACAACAUGCACGCGCUGGCUCAGAGCUUUCCAGGCUUUUCAGUGUCUCAUUCUUGCAUAGGAACAGACUGUCCAAGAUCUCCAGGAAAAACAUUAACAUAUAAAGCAAAAGCAGUGACAGAAGACCCCCCCACACACAUACACACAGAAGGGAAAUUACAGGCAACAGAGAUAGUGCGAAGAUUAGGAAAACACUCACAUUCACUCAAUGAGACAAGAGAUACUUCCGCAUAUUCAGGUAAAAACAGGAGUCCGGAAGAAUGAACAUAUACAAAUAAGCACACAAAAAAGAGCUCUUGAUAGUAGAAAUAAAAAUUUAGCCCCUACCCAACUGUUCCAUCAUCACAGUGUUGUCUUCCACUGUUUUGCUCCCAAGCCACUCUGUGUUUAUAUAUUUUCUUCCCAUGGUGAAGAAAUGAGCUUAUGACUACAAAGCAUAAGCCUGUUCAGUAUUUCUUGCUAAAUAACUGCUAAGAUGGUUUAACAGGUUAACUGUUCAGGAUGGAACUAUUGCUGGUUGCCAAGUUGAGGAGGUGGAGGGGUAGAGGAAUUCAGUCUAGUUGUGAAAAAAGACAGUUCUGAAACUUGCAGAAUAAAGAUGCCUACUAGAAGGACUUAAAUGGAACACAUGCUCAUUCUCUAAUCUUGAAAAAAGGAGCUAAAGUCUGCUUGUAAAGUGGAUUUUCAAAGAGAAAAACAUGGACGUUGUCCUGGGAGGUUGCCAGUUUCCUAGAAUGGAAUUUAUGUGGUAUAAAAAAGGAAUGAAUGAGUUGGCUUUUCAAAUAAGGCAUUUGAAAAUUAUUUAUGAGUGGAGAAAGACUGACCAGACAGAAUGUAAAAAUGAUUUGGGAAAACAAUUGCUUUCUGAGACUCAGUGACUAGGGAGAAGAUUACAACUUCAAAAAUGAAUAAAUAAAUAAAGUUGCACAUUUAUUUUUUAAUACCA